AUGACAAACACUAUUCCUGCACCCACGGACGUGGGUGCUUUGGCCAAUCGUAUCAAUUUCCACACCCGAGACCAGCACAACAAAAUCGACGGACAGAUGAGCGUCAAGUUCGCGUUUGCCAUGAAACACGGGUUCAUUUACCGCCAGGGCAUUCUAGCGUUUUUUUACAUAUUCCAAGCCAUCGAGCAGGAAAUCGAUCGAAUCUUGGCGCAAGCACACACCGAGGAGGAAGUGCAGACACGGAACAUUUUGAAACAGUUCUGGGUCGACGAUUUUCGUCGCUCAGACAAGAUUUUGCAGGAUUUGGAGCUUCUUUAUGCUAAAGAGUGUCCCAGUAGGACGCAGCUCCUGGAGUUUGUGCAGCACAACGUGCUGCCUGCAGAACAACAAGGGUUCGUGGACUACGUGCACCAGGGCAUUCAAACCAGUCCGACAACGGUGCUGGCCUACUGCCAUGUCCUGUAUCUGGCGCUAUUUGCAGGCGGUCGUGUGAUGAGAUCUACAGUGUACAGGUCAACGGGGCUUUUCCCAAGGUUUCCCGAUCUCAAGCCUGACGAAGUGGUCCGUCGUGGUACCAAUUUCUUCACUUUCAGUUCGGAAGGUGUUCUGGCUGAAAACAAACUGCGCAAAGACUACAAGAGAGGAUACGAACUGGCGACGCGCCAGGGCCUCACUGAAGACCAAAAACUACAAAUCAUCGACGUUUCGAACGCAAUUUUCGAAUGGAACACCCGUGUGAUCUCCGAGCUGGGCGAGAUCAACCGCAAGGAUCUCAUGGGGAAGCUAAGCUUCAAGCUUGUCACAUUCGCGAUCGACGAAUGGAAACACACGGAGAAGUUGAGUCGCGAGCAAAAAAGUCUCGUGCUGGCCAUGGGCGUUAUGAUUCAAAUUCUGGCAAUGUGGUGGGUGCUACGCAAAUUCUUUUGA
Messenger RNA from Lachancea meyersii CBS 8951, 927 nucleotides. The record is from the annotation of a GenBank genome assembly. Lineage: Eukaryota; Fungi; Ascomycota; Saccharomycetes; Saccharomycetales; Saccharomycetaceae.